AUGGCAUCUAAUAGAUAUACAAAUAAAAUAACCCACGUAUUAAGUUUACGUUUCAAUCAAGAUUCAAGCUGUUUUAUUUGUGCUACAUAUGAUGGUAUCCAUGUUUUUAAUGUUGAACCACUUGCUCAAAAAUGUUAUCUUGACAUUGGUCCUACUACGUAUGCCGAAAUGCUUUAUCGUACGAAUUUAAUUGCUUAUGUACGAGCAGAUCAUGCUACUGGAUUACCAUCGCAUGUUGUCAAUAUCUAUGAUGACCAACGUAAAGCCCAUGUACUUGAACUUAGCUUUCAAUCAUCGGUUACUUCUAUACGAAUAUCUCGAGCAAGACUAGUGGUGAUACUUUUGAACAAAAUUCAUAUUUUUUCUUUUCCUUCGAAAUGUCGUCUUUUACAUACAAUUCAUACAAGAGAAAAUCCAAGAGGUCUUUGUGAAUUAUCGAAUAAUAAUGAAUCAUUUAUUGUUUUUCCUUCUAAUGCAAAACCUACAGGCGGUCUUAUUCAAAUAUUAGUAAGCAUAGAAAAAAACUUAUUAUGA
Rotaria sp. Silwood1 is the source of this 534-nucleotide messenger RNA. The record is from the annotation of a GenBank genome assembly. NCBI's taxonomy places the organism in Eukaryota, Metazoa, Rotifera, Eurotatoria, Philodinida, Philodinidae.